This is a messenger RNA of Penicillium lagena, 1050 nucleotides long. RefSeq lists its product as uncharacterized. The transcript is spliced from 2 exons. The record is from RefSeq and is a predicted model, not a curated record. NCBI's taxonomy places the organism in Eukaryota, Fungi, Ascomycota, Eurotiomycetes, Eurotiales, Aspergillaceae. The coding region runs from base 1 to 1050 and encodes 349 amino acids.
AUGACCAAGCGUCGCUACUGGAACUCGCUGGGCAUCGGCGCAGACAUCCCCCUACAGAACAUAGUCACUGCCCGUCUGCGCGACAUCGUCCGCGAGUUUGGGGCCCUCGACAACCCCAUCCCAACCGCCCAGGCCCGCAUUGGGCUGCGCGAGCCCAUCAGGGCCGCCAUGCACCGCUUCGGACAAGCCAUCCGCCGCGCCUACCACGACGACCCCGAGGCAGCCCUGAACCGUCUCGUUGAGAUUGCCAUCGAGCAGAUGCACGCCUACAAUCGCCACAGCACCAUGCCAGACACGGCCCAUCUCGUGCGCCAGGUCCGCACCGGCCAGGCGCGCCAGAGCCAGCUGCAGGCCGAGAUCGACAAACUGCACAACAAGAUCCAGGCCCAGCAAGACAUGAACAGCAAGCUGCACGACCAGAUCAGGCACCACGUGUACACGGUCGACCAGCUGGAGCAGAAGCUGCAUCCGCACGUCCAGGCCGCCGUCCUCGCGCCCCACGCUCUGCACAACGACAGAGUCACCAUCGCCCGCGAGUCCCGGAUCCUGAGUACGGUCCAGCUAUCCGAGUUCCUCCGUGACAAGCGCGACGUCUAUGCUGACGGCACGCUGGACCACGGCCAGAUGAGCUGGGACGCCUUCAGACAGUGCCUCAGGGCCAAGUUCAGCUUCGACCCGGACCUGGAGGAGGUCCGCGUCUAUCUGCCCAUGGCGAUUGCCGACCCGCUCGAUGCUAGUCCCCCCAACGCGCCCCAGAUGUGGAUGGUCGUCGACGGAUACCAAUCCUGGAUGAUGGCGCUGGCGCGCAUGCAGGGCGCCGCUGUGCUGUCGGAGCGGGUGAACAUGGUUCGCGCGCGCGUGGGGAAGACUUUCCGUAUCACGGAGAAGAUCCCCGGGAUUGUGAGGAGGGUGGCACAGGCUAAGGUUAGAGCUGAGCGGAAAGCUGCUGAGAAAGCCAAUCGGGCUGCUGCCGCCGCUGCUGCUGUUGCGCAGAACACUGCUCAGACUGCUGCUGCGGGCCCUGUGCAGAACGCCCAGGCUGCGAACUAG